AUAUGUGGUUAUAUCUGUGGUGUUACAUUUUUUGCAGUGUAUUAAUUUCGGGCGAGGUGAUCACACUAAUGUAAACCCCGAAAGCGGUUUAAAUAACGUUCGGCGAAGAGUUAAAGAAAUAACCAACUGGGAAAAAAGUGACUGGAUUUUGAAAAAUUCAACUCAUUUUAAUUUCGGUCCUGUACUUGAUCAGCGCUGGACAGAUUUUACUGGUAUCGGGAAUGAAGAUUCAAAUCUAUCCGAUAGAGAAACAUUUUCGGUUUGUACAAGGAAUGAGUGGAACAUUAUUGUCGCUGCUUUUUUUGGCAGCAAAUAUGUUGAAAUACCAAGACACGCUAUGCAAAAGUCAUCGUGUUCGUGGCUACAUUAUACACCAAGAAAAACUGGUCACGGUGUAAUAUUGACAUCCGUCAGGAACGAAAUAUUAAACACAAGUCUAACAUUUGAUGCGUUAUGGAUUAGUUUUCCAAAUGAUAAGAACUAUAAAUUACACAGAUAUGAAUUUCUGUUUGCGAACACUAGCAGUACAGAAGUUUCCUAUAUUGUUGUAAAUUUUACACAGUGUGUUACAUUCUAUGUCUCCGUAGACACAGGGUGUUAUCUGAAUAUAUCACUAAGUUCAGAACGGUCUAGUAAAUCGAUAAGAGUAGAUGGAUUCAAUGAGCAAAAUACUUUCAGAAAAUGGAAAAAAUACGAAAUGAGAAAUGAAAUUGGCGUAAGUGGAAUAGUUUCUUUUUUCCGGGGACGGAACGAUAGUAGCACCAUUGGUUUUUGGGCAAUUGAUGAUAUUCACAGCUGCGACUCUGAAAUAGUUGUAUAUGAAGCCAAUUUAGCAAAUAAGACAUGGAAAAAUGAAACGUGUGAAAUUCUGAACUUCAAUGAAUAUUCAAAUAAAACUUGCAACAGCAGUUCUUUUGGAAAACACUGUCAAAUUAAGUGCUCCACAAUUUUAGGACCUUCUUAUCCUAACUGUGAAAAACAUAGAAUAUGUUCAUCAGGAGGUAGAUGCCAUUGUGCUUGGGGAUACGAGGGAACAAACUGCACAGAAGUUUGUGAAAAGGGCUUUUGGGGCAUAGAUUGCAAAGAAAAGUGUAAUAUUAAUUGUGAAAUUUGCGACAGUAUGUCAGGUUGUACACAAUGCAAGAAAAAAUAUUUCGGAGCAAACUGUACAUUAGAACUUCCAGUCGUACGAAAACCGCCUUCUUUAGAAUCCGUAGGAGAAGAUUUUGUCAAAAUUUCAAUAAAUUUUGAAUAUGGUGUAAUUGAAGCAACGCCCGAGUCGUAUAUAUUGCAGUUAAAACAUUUAAAUGAGAAAAUUUUCCACAAUGUCAUGGCAGUCAAAGAUUAUCCUGGUAGUACGGAAAAUGUAUCGUUGAGAUUGAACAUCUCAAGAGAACACUCUUAUGUAAUCAGAAUUAUACUGAUCAGUUACAGUCUGUCGUUUCAAGACAGUACUGUGCCGGAAUUAAUUCUGUACAGAAAAUCUUUGCAAACGCAUUUUCAAGACAAUGGUGCAAUUGCUCUAACUUGGCCUGAUCUUGAAAAACAAAACUUUGACAGUUAUCUCAUCCAGUUUGAGUGCAAGAAACCGUUUUGUCCAAGUGAUGUUAAGACAGGACAUAACACAAUCAAUAAUGGAACAACUCUGGAAUUAAACGAUAUCAGCUACUUAGAAAAAUGUACUUUCAGGUUAUUUAGUACAAUAAAAGAACAUGUACAACUGAUAGAUCAAACAACUAUAAAUCUUCGAAAUUUAACAAAGGAGAUAGAAGAUGUAGAAUUUCCGAAAAAUGUCACUCUAACGAAAAAACACAUUCUUAUCGAAUUAAAUGAAUGCAUUAAAUUUUCUGCAUCCUUAAAUUAUUCACUAAAAGUCACAUGCAUAAGCAGGUGGUGUACGAACGAAUCCACUGAAAUUGUUGCAUUUGAUUUAAAAAAAUAUAGUGCGACAUUUUUAAUAGAUGCAAAAAAUUUGUAUGCAUUUACAGACUACAACAUUACAAUAGAAGCAAAAAGAUUUGGCCAAAAAACAAGAUAUCGAGUGUAUUCCUACAGAUCAACACCACUGAUGAAACCCCACAGUGUAAAAGAUUUAUUCCUAUAUUCUGUUAAUAGAAGAUUAUUUAUAAAGUGGAAAGAACCUUAUCCACCAACAGGACAAAUAGAAUCCUACAAUGUUACUCUUCGAUAUACCCCUAACACAACUACGAAGUCCACGAAUUUUACAUUUCCUUGCGAAAUAUGGGGUGGUUUUAUAUGUGCAAACAUAAUACUAGCUGAAAAUUUCACUGCUGUUAACAUCACAGUACAGGCAAAGAAUUAUGACGUGUCUGAAUGGAGUGAGGUAACAAGUGUGUUUGUGCCACAAGAAAACGUAAUUUUUGCCCCCGGACAUUUGCAAGUUCAAUUAAGUCAACCAAACGAAAUGAUUAUUUCGUGGAAACACCCGGUAUACACAAACGGAAAAAUAAAAGCGUUUGAAAUUGUGGUAGACGAUGGUGAAGAAGAAACACGUUUUACAGAGGAGAUUUCAAGCGAAAAUUUAAGUUACAACAAAACUAUUAGAAUAGAAUAUGAGAAAAGAUAUAACAUAUCUGUAUGGGGACAAAAUGUAGACACUAGAGGCAGAAAGGCAACUAUUUACGCAAUAUUUUCUAAACCUGUUCCUGAAUUUUCGACCAUCCCUUUCUUAACAACGUGUGGACGAACUUGUUCCUUAAUACCACCCACGGCAAAGUCGCAAAAAAUAAAAAAAAUCACGGUCAUAAUAACAAAAAACAAUGAAGACCAAGUUUUUUGUUCAGAAAAUGUCACAUUCUGUGACACAGGUCUUCAAAUGCAAGAUAUUUGGAAACAAAAGUACUAUUUAAAAAUAGAUAACGCAACAUUUCCAAUUGAGUUUACUGCAGUGGAUGUUGAUAUUAAAAAAGCAGAGUUAUUCUACGUGGCAAUUGCCUUGUGUGCAGUUUUAAUGAUUAUAAUCGGAUUUCCAUCUUACCUUGUAUUUAAAAGACGGAAACAAAUUUUCAGAAAACAUAGUAACACAAAUAGUGAAAAUACUGCUAUGUUAGAGUUUGAAGAAAAAAAAAAUUCAACAGAAAACGACAAUUCGCUUUGUAGGGAAACUAAACUGAGCGAUUUUAAAAAUUAUUUCCUGGCAUCGCUUGACGACAAUAAAAUAAUACAACAAUUUAAGGUAAUAUCAAAAUUUAGAGAUCGUAGUUGUACCCGAGAACUGGAAAAUUUCGACUUUGAAAAUUAUUUACCUCAUAAUGAAACUACAGCGAUGAAUAACGAAAGAAGACAUUUAAAUGCAAACUACAUAAACAGUUACGAUAUGCCAAAAGCGUUCCUUGUUACCGAACCACCUCUAGAAUCCACACUGCACGAUUUCUGGUUCGUGGUAUGCCAAGAAAACAUCAAAACUAUUAUUAUGUUAACUAAAUUAGAAGAAAAUGGAUCCCUUAAAUGCGAAAAGUACUGGCCAGAUGAGCAUUCACACUUCAGAUUUGGAAAAUUUUUAAUUAGAAGUGUUUCCGUGAAAGUAAAAUCUGACUACGUUCAACAAAUUCUGGAAGUAAAAUAUGAUAAUGAAACUCGAGUGGUUCGCCAUUUUCAAUAUAUGACUUGGUCUAAUCGAAAUGUGCCUCAAUCUGUUACGAAUUUUACUUCUUUUGUGACAGAAUUAAUGGAAGAUCGUGAUCAAUACCCAUUUGUUGUGCACUGCGAUGAAAAACGGGGAAGAACAGGAAUUUAUAUUUUGUGCGAGGUGGCUCUAAGAAUGAGCAUUCAAGAAGGAAAAGUAGAUUUUUUAAAAACUUGUAAAGAAAUAAAUCAACCUGCUGGGUUAAUAAGUCACUUGGAACAAUAUAUUUUCUGUCAUUUUGUGAUGUUGGAAUACCACUUCGGAGAAGACUUUGGUGCUUCUGACGGAAGAACUUAUUUUAUGCUUAAAAUACAGGAUGCCAUGCAGGAAUCUUCUUUACAACGUUUGGUGGAUGACCUGGAAAAGGUUACAAAGCAGUACCACACAACUGUCAAAAAAAGCUACUUUAGAAAUUUAUUAGACAGUAGAUCAAACUUUGACCCCAUUACCGUGGACAGUUUUAAUUACCCCAAGAGAUUUGUAGUAACCAAACAGCCUUCACUGAAUAGUGUUGAAUACUUUUGGAAUCUAGUUAUGAGCUAUGAAGUUGAAAUGAUAGUAUCUUUAAACCAAAAAGACGACAAAGGCAAGGAUUGUCCAAGGUUUUGGACUACAGAUCCUCGACAAACCUGGUCCUUAGGUGAAUCCUGCAAACUGACUUUUCUGAGUGAAGACAAUCACACUGAUGUAUUUGACAUCUUUACCAUGAAAAUUCACAAUACGAGUAACAAUGAUGAGAAAAUAGUAAAAAUUAUAAAUGUCAAAACCUGGGAUGGUACCAGUGUUAGACCUUUAAAUAUCAAAGAUCUAAUUUAUGUUUGGGACAAAACUGUACUCUACAAUGGACAAAUUAUUGUCACCUGCUAUGAUGGAAAAACAGCCAGUGGCCUUUUUGUGGCUUUGGCCUAUUUAUUGGAAAAAAUCAACACUGAUCGUUGUUGUAACGUUUUUAACGUCGCCAGGAGUGUGAAGCAAAGUUGUCCACAUUUCCUUAAAAAUCCUGAACAAAUUAAAUUUCUCUACGAAGCAGCUUUAGAAUAUGUCCGAGAAUUUGCUCUUUAUGAAAUUGUAGUUUAGCUAAUGUACUUUUUGUUUAAUAACUGCGAAUAAAAAUUUUGUACGAUUA
This is a messenger RNA of Zophobas morio, 4772 nucleotides long. RefSeq lists its product as uncharacterized. The transcript has 23 exons. Gene Ontology annotation, molecular function: protein binding; protein tyrosine phosphatase activity. Bases 338 to 4723 code for a protein of 1461 amino acids. The record is from RefSeq and is a predicted model, not a curated record. Lineage: Eukaryota; Metazoa; Arthropoda; Insecta; Coleoptera; Tenebrionidae. Gene Ontology annotation, biological process: protein dephosphorylation.